Molecule: messenger RNA, 4607 nt
Organism: Folsomia candida
Lineage: Eukaryota; Metazoa; Arthropoda; Collembola; Entomobryomorpha; Isotomidae
Exons: 6
Coding region: 427-3666 (1079 amino acids)
Source: RefSeq, a predicted model, not a curated record
GAUGUGAAAUUGACCCAUAAUAUCCCUGUCAAGCCUUCAACUGCACACACUGCUCGCUUCUCACGACCAAUGUCUCAGAAAAUACUUGCACAUAUUUGCAAUUAUAAUUGGUCAGCAACCAUUCCGUGUACUGAACUAGCCAGUGACUUGUGUGUCCCACUCUGACUUUAGCCACUCCCAUGGCCUCGGAUAUUUCAAGAAUUGUGGUGAUUAUGUACGCUAUAGUUUAAUUUGAAACUAUGUAAGGACAAAGGAAUAGUUUAGAUUAGAAGUGAUCCUUCACAGUUCUCCGAAAUAAAUGAAUCAAGGUACUGCUGGAGAUGGAAUGGGAAGAGGAUUACGCACAACAAUUGACUUUGAACAAUAACUGUAAUUUUGGGAGAACGGAUAAAGCAAGGAGGAGGAGGGAGAAGAGAAGUCUUCGCAAUGGGGGUUAUCAUGGGGUCGCCCUCAGCAGCAGGAUUUGGGGUUGAGGAUGACGGGAAGGGGGAUGAGAAGUGGGAUGCACGGAUCGGCCUCGCCCCCUUGAUGGCCACCCUUCUCCUCCCAAUUCUCAUUGGGGCCAUCAUCGUGAUCAAAUGCGUAUUUGGUCAUUGCUGUGUUCGCAAAACAAGCACAAAAGAAGAGAUGUAUGGAGUGGAAGGACGAAUGACCAUGUUGACCAAUUCGGAUGCUGCAUAUUUGACAUCACAUUCUGCUGCAUCGGCUGCUGCUGUCAGACCCGAUGUUCCAAAUACUAGCAAUAGUAGUGAUACUCCUGCCGCGACGGUAGCCACAUCCAAACAGACUCAACUGCUUUCAAUGGAACAAUUAAAACCAACAACGACUUCUAAUGCCAAACCACACAGUCUUAAUAACAACCUUGAUGUUAGUAUUACAAUUGCAAACGAGAUUAACCCGCUAGCCAGCUCUGUAUUUGCUCCUAGUAUUACACAACCAAAUCAAAGUGGUGAAUGUGAUCAAUCGGAUACAUUAAGAAGAGCUACGGGUAAACGCCAGUUACCAGAUCUUCCAGAACUUCCGCAACAUUCUCUCGGACACCCUCCACGAAGAAGCAGUUCAGUAUUGAGCCACGAUGGGACAUCUGAAUUGUAUGCAACCGUGGGUGAAGUGCCAAAUCCUUAUGCUCAUCUCAAAACUCGCCACAGUGUUCCAAACGACAUUUGCCAACCUUCUACUUCUCGUGGUCGUGGAGGCAAGCAGGAAUUUAGUGGUGGUAGUAUGCAUAAAAAUAGUCUAGAGCCUAAUUCUGAUUCGGAAACAUACGCAUUAAACAAUCAUCCAUAUGCAAAACUCAAACGAAACUCAUCGGAACAUCCCUAUGCCCGUGUUCGCAACGCUAGUAUUAAUGACGAAGAAACUGAUACUGAUAACUACGAUAUGCCUCAACCAUAUGCUCAAAGUCGAAAUCGGCCUGGUGGAGUGACAAACGCUCCACAAAUUUCUGCUACCGCUCCCACUGCAACUGGUAGUGGUGCAAGUGCUCCUACAACCCAGGGUCCCGUUCCUCCUCGUCGCAUUGGGAGACAGUGGAGGCGUGGAAGCCAGCCACAAGAAGCACAAACCAGCGUUGACUCUGCAUCUCAUUUUUCUGGAGACUCUCAAGACUCGCGAGGAUAUACAUCCAUCAGUGUGAGGGAACCUUUAUCAAAUAUUCGGACUCAAGUUGCCGGAGGCAGGAGCGGCGAUUCUCAUUAUGCUACAGUGUCGGACGAUUCUGAAGAAAUGUAUGCAGCGAUUGAUGACGCCUCAGUUGAUGGGAAUUAUCAACUCCCAGAAGGGGAGAGACCUAAUCGACCUUCAUGGCUAGAUGCUGCUAAUGUUGCCUCACCAAUUCCCGAACGACGAGAGGCUAAUUCUCCUCUGCCUCCAGUACCGGCCCUUCCUCCACCUGGGUCAGAAGGUUAUAUGGCUGCCGUCGCUGCAGCCGCCGCUAUUUCCCCUGGUUCUCCUUCAUUGGCUGCUCCACCUCCACAAAGUCCUCCAGUUUAUGCACAAGUCACCAAGAAAACAAAGAAAAAUAAAGCACCCGUUACUCCGACAGUCUCGAAUGCAUCAACCUCUAGUCAGCAAAAUGUUGGUGGUAUUGGCACAAGGGAGUCAGAGUCAGGUUUAUCAGAAUGCAAUGCUGCUACUAAUAUUCCAGGACCUUCCUCUUCGGUUGUAGCUGGAACAUCUUCGUCUUCCUCUUCUAUUCAAUCUUCCUCUGUUCAUCACUCACACCAUCCCAAUCAUCAUCAACAACACCAUCGAAGUAAAAGCAGAACAUUAAUGGACAAUACCAACUUAUUAGAAAGCAACAUUUCUGAGCAUAGAAGAUGGUCAAAGGCAGACAUCAGUUUCUCGGAAUUUGAAGUUGUUCGAGAGACAUUUGUUCCCCCUCCUCCGCCACCACCAUUCGAGUUGAAAAAAUCUCCCGUCACGUUUACACUCUCAUCUGGUGAAUUGCAGCAACAUAUAACAGUUUCGCGUGAUUCAAUUUCGCAGGAAUUGGACGAAGAUAAUUACAACAUUAUCCCCGACAAACGUGAAAAGCACCAAAGACUGGUAGGAACUACUCUCAGCAAUAGUAGCAGCAUUGGGAGGGGUGAAAGAAUUGCAAGUGGACGAAGUCGUGUAGACUCUGAUAAUUAUCAAGAAAUUGAACCCAUUUCGAAUACCUAUCAGGAAAUUGGAAAGCAAUCAUCAUCAUUGGAUCACUAUCAAGAAAUAGGGGCCAGUACAUCAUCUCCAUUACGCAAUGGGUUAGGGGAAGAGGACGAUGAUGAUGACGACUUAGAUGACAGUGGAAGUGGAUUGUACCAAGUAAUCAGGAAAAAGAAUAAACAAGGAGGUGUUGACGAAUAUGAGGAUGAAGAGGAGGACCAGUUUUAUGAAAAAGUGAGACCGGCUGUAGCAACUACAUCAUCAGCUACAACAAGUCACCAGGAAUCAACCCUUUCAGUUCCAUUACCACUUUCUUCAGGUCGAAAACAUGGGUAUGCAAAGAUAAAGAAGAAAGGACAUGCCCUUGAAAUGGUGAAAGUUGGCACUUUCCAGGAUGAUGAUGAAGAAGAAGGUGACGACGAAGAAGAGGGCCAAGCAGAGGAUGAAGAAGAAGACUUGAUGUACGAACGAGUUAAGUACCCACCGUAUGAAAGGUUGAAAGAAUCCAGAAGUGAUUUGGCUGUUGAUCUUGACGAAGACGAAGACAACGAAGGGAGCAACUUUUAUGAGGAUAUUGGAUAUUCCCGAGUUAGACCAAAGAAAACUAAUGAUACAGUGACCAAAAAGAACAGAGACCAACCAGUAUCAGAUGCAUCAAGACCGUCAGUUGAAGUAGUUGACGGUGGUGUAGAUUUAAAUCAAUUGUAUGCAGUAAUCGAUAGAACCAAGAAAAAAGGUAAAAGCUCGCCUGGUUCCACCAACACAUUAUCACAUUCGAAUAAUAAUAAUCCCCAGAAUUACAACAACAAUAACCCAACUUCACUCCUGCCAGACGAAAAUCUCAGCUCUUCAACAUCUUCAUCCUCGCCUUACCAUCAUUCUUCACCGCAUGACAGAUUUUCCUCUCCGACUAGUGCUAAUUCAACGCACAGGACUUGCAUCAAGAAAGGAGAAUUGUCCCUCCACGCUGGACCCGAUCUGGACUUUAUCGAUGAUAACAAUGAUAUAGAAUAUAUUUAAUUUAAUUGAUGUUCGACUUUUCUAAAUGUUGUGCUACUACUUAAAAGUAAUAUAAUAUUUGUCUUCGUUUAAGUUCCUACACACUUUUGUGCUGCCUAAAUUCUAUUUCCACUUAAGAAUUCCAAAAUGGUGCAAACGUGCAUUCUAAAGAUGAUUCUUAUUAGUCAUUAGCAUACCCCGGACAAAUAUUUUUUUAUCCUACCCUACUCGUGUUGAGCUCAACAUGAGUAGGGUAGGAUAAAAAAAUAUUUGUCCAGCUAAUGACUCAUUAGCUAGCUAUACAUAGUUUUAUAUUCACAACUUGGAAUUGUUGGAGUACAAAAUUACGUUGUUUUUUUUCUCAAAAUGACACACAGCUACGACAUACGCAAGUAAGACUACUGUCAAUACUGUCUCAGGUAUUUUGGUUAUUGACGACUGACUAAUAACUUCCGGUGAUUAUGUUGGAAGUGUGAUUAGUUUUUGAAUUCAGAUUUAGUAGGGCGAAAAAUAAUUUCAAAUGCUGACGUAGCUUUGAAUAAAGAAAUAAUGGUGCAACUUUAUCAUUUGUAUUAUUAUUUGUAGUCGAGUAUUAAAUAUUUUAUUUAUACAUAUUUAUGGUUUGUUAAAAAAAUACGAAGCAUUGAACCAAAGUUUUCCGUAUAUUAAUUAACACGUGUUACGAUUAGUACAAUACCGUAUGAAAAACAAUAUUAUUUAACACUUUAACAGACAAAGUGAACAUGAAGAAUACUUUUAAAAUGAUUUGUAAUAUUAACGAGUGCAUGGUGUACACACACACAUACAAUGAUAACAGUAUAUUACUCUGCAAAAUGAGCAAACAUUGAUGACUAUAUUGAUCAUUACCGAUAAUAACUAAUAAAUAUUGACUGUUCAACCCUAAAUCUGAAUUAAGAGUACAAGUGAUGAUGAUUUGUAUAAUAAGAUUACAAUUAUUUGUA